AUACAGAACAAACUCAGUCUAUGGACCAAAUACGAGGCUCCGUUUUAAAACUAAAGAAGAAGACAGCUAUCCCAGCGUGCACUGCUGCUGCAGUGUCCGACAUUACCAAACUAAGCAGACGAGACGCUGUGAGUGAUUUGUGUCUCCAGCGACUAAGUUACAGAUAUCAGGUCGGUACUGCGGUUCCUUCACCCUCUCCAAGAUGAGCAGCAUGCGGACCCUCCUAAACUCCUGUGGGCUCCUCGCCGUACUGGGGGUCGGCUAUGGGAUGUGGUCUAUGAUCUCUCCAGGUGAAGAGAGGCGGAAAGAGCUCAUCAAGAAUCUGCCUGAAUCGAAUCCAGUGAGAAUGGAAGAGACGAGGAAGAGGAACGCUCUGGUGAUGCAGGCACUGAAGGAGGCGGCUGAAACCAACGACAAUAUAGCAAGAGGAUUAGGAGGACCUGCAAAAUAGUUUAUAAGUUGUAAGGAUGGCUGCUGGCAUGCAAGGCCACAACAUGUUCAUUAUGUGAUUUUACAGAGAGAUUUUGCUGAUUGUGAAAACAAUUUACCAUCGGAUGAUGUCAUUAUUUAUUAAAACUCUCCAAACACAACCGCUUUUAAGGUAUAUUUUCAGUCUCAGUUAUGAUCAGGGUCUAGCAUUUAUGUGUUCACAUGUUUGAUAAGACCAAAACCAACAAUGGAUGCAUCUACAAACAAGUAUUGUGUGACAGUAAGGAAAGUUAUAAGUGACCAUGCCUGAAGGGAGUGAAUGACAAGAUGAACGAGAGAUAAACUCUAGGACUGCAGAAGUACUAUCUUCCUGACUGAAAAUCGGCAGAAGGGGUUUGAAUGGAUACAAAAUUAAAAACUAGCAAAGGGCCAUAAUUAGUAUUAAGAGUGCACUGCUCACUGCACACUUAAACAAAUUUUUAGCUAUAAACUUAAUAAUGUGACUGCGCUAUAAUGAAUGACAAAACUGGUGAACAUUUCUUUCCAAAUUUAUAAAAAUCUACAUUGAAUGGUUGAAAAUAUCUAUGGUUUUUGAUCAGCCCAAAUCUUGCAAGGCCAAUAGAUUUGACUGUUUGGGACUAAUCUAAGUCAUGAAAUAAAAUAAUGUUGACUCCUAAUCAGACCUCCCUACCCGCCUCUCCCAUCAGCGUUUAUCGUUUUUACUUUUCGUGCAAGUGAAUUAUUAUUAUUGCAUUAAAAUCA
Molecule: messenger RNA, 1191 nt
Organism: Anoplopoma fimbria (sablefish)
Lineage: Eukaryota; Metazoa; Chordata; Actinopteri; Perciformes; Anoplopomatidae
Product: ubiquinol-cytochrome-c reductase complex assembly factor 3
Exons: 2
Coding region: 203-451 (82 amino acids)
Biological process (GO): mitochondrial respiratory chain complex III assembly
Source: RefSeq, a predicted model, not a curated record